AUGACGCCUACUGGAACAUCGCUCGUCAAAUAUCGAUUAUCUACAAAUAUAAAAAUCAAAUCAACACUACAGCAAAAACAUAUUAUUAGACGUCAUCGUCAUAGAAUAAAUUUACUUAAAUUUGUUCAAACACUUAAUCACAAUUGUAUUCUUAUUAAUCAUAGUAAAAUGUCGCAAGCUUUUAUGCAUGAACUUGAUGUUAAAAUGCAACAAAUUCGAGAAUAUGGUCUUAUUGCUCAUGGUUAUCGUAAUGAAAAUAUUCAAUAUCCUGUACAUGUUCGUCGUAGUCAUGAUGGAGAAAAAUUAUCACAAAAAUCAUCGAAAAAUUCUAAAACAAAUCGUGAUCAUAGAAAACAAUUUUUUUCCAAUACAACUAUAUUAACUCCAUCAUUACAUGAAAAUAAAACAAAAAUAAAACAAAAUGAAAUUAUUAAUCGACAUAUACCAAAUAAUGAACGUCAUACAACAUUAAUUGUUCCACCAAAUAAAACUAUUAAUGAUAUUGAUCCAUCAUUAAAUUAUAAUAGACAAUAUAAAAAUCGAAAAUCAUCAUUAUCAUCAACAAAUUCAUCUGUAACAUAUUGUUCAUCUCGACCACAUUCAAUAGCAACAAUGUCAUUAUCAUCACCACCAAUAACAACAACAACAACAACAACAGAUGAACAACAAAUAAAUUCUCUAUCAAAUUCAUCCCAAACAUUAAUUAAUCCAUCAGUAUCAACAAAAACAUUAACACAAAGAUUCUUUUCGAAAUUCUUCCAUCCAUCAUCAAAGUCUUGA
Messenger RNA from Rotaria sp. Silwood2, 780 nucleotides. The record is from the annotation of a GenBank genome assembly. Lineage: Eukaryota; Metazoa; Rotifera; Eurotatoria; Philodinida; Philodinidae.